Messenger RNA from Penicillium subrubescens, 1617 nucleotides. RefSeq names its product glycoside hydrolase family 72 protein. The transcript has a single exon. Gene Ontology annotation, cellular component: cytoplasm; fungal-type cell wall. Lineage: Eukaryota; Fungi; Ascomycota; Eurotiomycetes; Eurotiales; Aspergillaceae. Bases 1 to 1617 code for a protein of 538 amino acids. The record is from RefSeq and is a predicted model, not a curated record. Gene Ontology annotation, molecular function: 1,3-beta-glucanosyltransferase activity. Gene Ontology annotation, biological process: fungal-type cell wall (1->3)-beta-D-glucan biosynthetic process.
AUGAAGUACUCCGUUCUCGCCGGCCUGUCCCUUGUGGGCUCGGCCAUGGCCACUAUCCCCUCCAUUGAGAUCAAGGGCAAGAAGUUCUUCUACUCCAACAACGGUACCGAAUUCUUCAUCCGUGGUGUCGCCUACCAGGCCGACUACUCCAGCCCGACCAGCGGUUCCAGCUCCUCCAGCACCAACUAUGUCGAUCCUCUGGCCGACGUCGAGAGCUGCAAGCGUGAUAUCCCCUACCUGACCCAGCUCCGUACCAACGUUGUCCGGACUUACGCCGUCAGCCCUAACGCCUCCCACGACGAGUGCAUGAACGCCCUCGCCGAUGCCGGCAUCUAUGUCAUCUCGGAUCUAUCCGCCCCCUCCCAGUCCAUCCAGUCCGACGACCCGACCUGGGAUUCCGACCUGUUCACCCGCUAUUCUCAGGUCAUCGAUGCCUUUGCCAAGUACCCCAAUGUCAUCGGUUUCUUCGCCGGUAACGAGGUCGCCAACAAGGUCAACAACACCGGCUCCAUGGCCUACGUCAAGGCCGCCGUCCGUGACAUGAAGACCUACAUCAAGCAGAAGAACUACCGUAGCUCCCUGGCCAUUGGUUACGCUACCGAUGACGAUGCUACCGUCCGUGAGCAGGUCUCCAACUACCUGGUUUGCGACACCGCCGCCGACUCCAUUGACUUCUUCGGUUACAACAUCUACGAGUGGUGUGGUGAGUCUAGCUUCUCCACCUCUGGCUACGAGGACCGCACCAAGGAGUUCGCCGACUACCCCGUUCCUGCCUUCUUCUCCGAGUACGGCUGCAAUCAGCCCCGUCCCCGUCCCUUCGGUGACGUCCCCGUACUGUUCGGCCCCAAGAUGAACGAUGUCUGGAGCGGUGGUAUCGUCUACAUGUACUUUGAGACCUCCAACGAGUUCGGUCUGGUUUCCACCGACGGCAACAACGUCAAGACUCUGUCGGACUUUGUGAACCUGUCUUCCCAGAUGCAAAAGGCCACCCCUACCGGUGUCAACAGCGCCAGCUACUCCGUCAGCACCACUGUUGGCCGCAGCUGCCCUACCAUCGAUGCUUCCAACUGGCUGGCCGCUAGCGUCCUACCCCCCUCGCCCAACGCCGAUCUGUGCGAGUGCAUGUACAACCAGCUGGAGUGUGUCCCUGUUGACGACAUCUCCGUCAAGAAGAUGACCGACACCUUCAACUACCUGGGUGGUGAAAAGGGCGCCAUGGACGGUGUUUCCCACAACGCCACCACCGGCAAGUAUGGCGCUUACUCCAUGUGCAACCCCAAGCAGCGCCUGGGUUGGGCCAUGAACCGAUACUACCAGCUGAACGACAAGAGCAGCAGUGCCUGUGGCUUCUCCGGUGCUGCCACCACCAAGAAGGCCACCAACCCCUCCUCUUGCUCUGCUCAGUCUUCUGCUAUGAGCGCUAUUGGCUCUGCUGGCACCAACAACGUCAACGGUGGUCUGGCUGCCUCUGGUAGCGCUACUGGCGGCUCUACUUCUACUUCCAAGGGCGCUGGCGCCGCUACCUUUGGCCCCCAGGCCGUUCACGUCGGCUCCUGGCAGACUGGUGCUUACGCGGUUGCCGCGAUCGCCUCUGGCCUGUUCAUGAUCAUGCUGUAA